Amoebophrya sp. A120 is the source of this 5483-nucleotide messenger RNA. Lineage: Eukaryota; Dinophyceae; Syndiniales; Amoebophryaceae. The record is from the annotation of a GenBank genome assembly.
CUCAUAGUAGCCUUUUUUUGUUGCAAGUCGAACAAGUGGUCAUGAUUUUAUAUAUCAGUUUCUUCUGCACAACACUAAAUACUUCGCUCCGCUGCAGUCUUCGUGGUUCACUAUCAUCAACAUCAACGCAGUCGCAGUGCUGAUGCAGCUUCUGUAUACCCGACAGAGUUCUUCUUCCUCGCUUCGUCUACAGCGGUUUGCGUGAAAGUAUAAUAUUGCCGAGUAGAUGAAAAUGAUGCUGACCCAAAAUAAUUGGAGCGCCGGCGCUUACUCGCCUGUCGUUGUGGCGGCGCAGAGUUUGAAGAAUUCUCCAGACUUCCACCGCAAUGCAAGAGAAUCAGUAUACGCCGCGUCACCGCGCACCACAGCGACGGCCGCAAAAAGAUUCAACUACCAGCGGCUGAUGCAGAUUUUCGGUACUUCCACUUCGUUGAAAUUGAUACACUUUUUGCAGCCCGAACAAGGAUGAUCGCGGCUCUGACGAUUUCAGUUUUUCUUCUCGUGAAACAUAGAGCGGGAGGUCGUGGAUGAAUGAUACAACCACCUACAAGCUAGUAGCUGCGUGCUUUGCCUUUGUUAACAUGAAUGUCUGGGUUUGCAGCGUGAGCGUAUAUUAACAAAUGAAGAUUUGAACAUCAUUCACAAACGCGAACUUUAGAAACCUACGACGUGCCGACUCGAAAUGGUGUUUUAGAGUCGGAGGAGCAACAGGCGGACGCCUUGGAAGCAGGAUGUCGCUUUGUGCUACAAUGCCAGAAAGUCACCGAGGAACAGUUUCACCAGGUCCUGAGCAAGUCGCCGCUCCUGCAAGAUAUCCUGUUGCGCCGACGGUACCACGACGGGCUUCCUCUUGCGGUCUUCUUCGAGCUCAUGCAGAUUGUGUCCGCAAAUCUCGAGUACGCCGUCCGCGACUUGGAACGGCAAGCCCCGGUGGACCCAGAGGCGGGGGCGAGCGCCGGUAUGCCAAUAGUAUGAGAAAUAAUGGUGAAAAACCUUGUUGCUGAUCUUCAGUCUGAGUAUGAAAAUGAUCCAUGUGGUUAGUCUUCGCAUAAUUCGCGAAGACCCUAUAUCACAACCGCAGGUGCAUCGAUUUCGGAGAUGCGCAUGAGCCGAACUGCGUGCGGGGUCGUGCUGCAACGUGCACCCAAACCGCACCAGCGGGCGCAAUCCUACAGCACGGUCGACGUGACCAGGCGCAGCAUGGACCGGCACUACUUCGCCUCGGAGUACUUGAGCAAAAGCGCAGGUGACCACGCAUCGCCCACGACUGCAGCGGGCCGCAGCUACCUGCACGAUUACAACAACGACGAGCAGCUGACGAGUGCCAACGUUUCGAAAAUCGAGAUGGAGCAGCAGAUGUUGAAUGUGAACAAGAAUUUGAGCUUGAGUCUCGCAUCUCUACAGCAGAUCCGGCAGUCCAAGUUCAAUAUCCACAUGCGUGGCCCGGGCAACAGCGCAUUUGCCAACGAGUUCCCGAACAUGAACAUUGGGAGCCGGGGACUGGGUGUCGUGAACAGCAGCGAUUGCCACCGGUGGAAUCCGGGCUCAACGUCGAUUUCCCACCUGAAUCGCGCGUUCACCCAGCCGUCGCGAUACAAGAAGAUUCCGUCAAAAGUGAAGCAGCUGCUCGCACAGCCCUUGCUCGACGACAACCGUAGGCUGAGCGGCAACUACUGGCUGGAGGGAGUCCACUACCCUGCCGGAACGACGGGCACGGGAACCCUAUUCGCGCCGCCGGGGGCUGGUGGUCUGGCCGCUGCCGCGUCACCCGGAAGUUUGAUUUCCACGUCUGGAGGCCCUCAGCUUUCUCCCACGACGCCGACAGCCCGCAGCCCAGAAGGGCCAGGCUUGACCCUCGGGCAGCAGUACCUAAACCUGCUUGCCAAGAACCCGAGUAACCAUGUGGUAGGCGGUGGCACUUCAUCAAGCAUUAGCCGCGGCGGGGUUUCGAGUGCCACAACUCAACAGUUCGCUGGCUCCGCCGCGCCAGGUGGAACUGCAAUUAUGGCACGCGUCGCAGGGCCAGGGGGGCAAUUAGAAUAUCAUCAGGAACAUCACCUACAGCAACAAGAACAAAGCGCUGUCGUCCAACCUCGCGGUCCCAGCCCUUUUGGUCCAACGAGUUCUUACCAUGCUUCUCCUGCGGGCGGACCGGCCGCGGCCUCGUCUACUCUCAGUUACAGCCCGGCGAGCGGCGGCUCUCCGAUGAUGGUGCGGCACAGCCCCAAGCAGCGGCCGUCGUCUUCUGUCGCCGGGGGUGCGACAGCGUCAGCGUCGGCGACGAGCAGCAGUACAACUAUGAUGACGCAGAUUGGCAUGAAAAAUCCCCUAGACACCGCGAUGCAGCAUGUUACCUCGGUGGACGGAAGCGCGAUGAACAUGCACGCUACACAUCAUCACCAUCACCACCAAUCUUACAACCCCCAGGUCGUGGGGGGUGCAGGUGCAGUUGUCGAGAGUAGAACUGCGAUUUCUGGUCAAGAUGAACAGCUACGGCAUCAUCACCACCACCACCACGGGCACGGUGACGAUGCUACUAGCGUGGCAGUUUCGGGCGGACAUCGUCAAGAACAUGAGCACCAUCAUCGUCACCACCACCAGCAUGAGACAAUUGUGUCAUCAACCAGCACCGGCACCGAUGCUGCAGUUCCAGUUGGAGGUAGUUCUCCGGGAGGUGGUCGUCCCAAGAGAGCAGUAGGGCUCGGCGACGAGGACGGCGCAGAGAGAACACGAAUGACGCACUAUCAAAUGUAAAAGUGUCUGGGUCUGGAAGAUUGGAACUUGUGAUGCUAACUUUGGACUCUAGAAAAAUCUGUAUUGCAUGACCAGCAAGAGGAGUCUAGUUUGUGCUACGCGGGGAUGGCGUUUCUCAUGCGGAGUAGGCAUCAGGAAGCCAGCUCAAAACCUGUGAUGCGCGGUCGCGCAUUACAGACAUCCUGGGUCAUGCAAAACAUGCACGACAAAUCUCAGAAUCUUCCAGACCCAGACAUUUUUACACUUGAUACGCACGGUCUCUGGACGACGCAGCAACAGCUGCAAUCGUCCAGUAGCAGCAGCUAUCCACUGCAAGAAAUAUGUCUGGGUCUAGAAGGAUGCAGAGGUUUGUGAUGCAGCUUUUGCCUGAGCCAGAACAAGCAGGAUCUGGCAUGUACGCCCUAGCAUUUUUACAGGCUUUGAGAAGGUUUCUUUCUUGCAAUGCAGCGCAAAGAUUCGCAUCACAAAGCCCUUCUUUCAUCGGUGGCAAAAAUUGUGCAACUUUUGGUUUCCUCGCAUGACAAAUUUUUGUGUGAUGUGAAAUCCGCAUCACAAGGUCGCAUCCCUGCAGGUCCACCGGACAUGUUUUUAGCAGUGGAUAGCAGCAGCAGUCGGUCGCGGAAGAUAUUAACGAAUCAAUCGCCUGCCGCAGCUGGCCCAGCUAUCUCGACCAACAGAAGUGCCACCAGUCCGGCUCCGCCACAAGAGUUCGUCCCGGUGCAGCACCUGAAUCCCACCUCGCAACUUUACGACAAUGCAGUGCAUUACGCGAAGACCACGAUGAAUCAAAACAAGCAGGGUCAAAACCACAAGCAAAAUGCUAGAGGAGCUUCACAGCAAUACGUGGGAGCUCCUUCCGAGCAAGACAAUUCGCAGCGCAGCGAGCAGCGGCAGCCGCAAAAGAACCGGCCGCUUUUAUACUUCAACGCGGACGGUUCGAUAUCCUCAACGACGGUGCAGUCAGACGCGGAAAUUCGCGAUUUCAGGUCGCAUACGCAAUCCGACGGUAUUAAUACAACUGGUGGACCACCUCCACACCCAGCUGCUCGUCCUCGCGGUGCACACAAAAAACUAAAGGAACCCACACCGAAUGCCAAAGGUAAGAACCAGCACUCUGCUAUGGAUGUUCGUGAUGUGGUACAACGAGCUCUCAAGGAUGUCACUUCAACAGAUAACGCCGUGGCCGUACCAUGAUUAUAUAUACGGCAUCCAUCACAUUGGGUUCGUGGUUAUGGAUCUCCUUCCCAUCGUAGUAAUAACUAUAUGUAACAGUAACAUUAUUGCUUGUCUCGGUGCUAACCACGUUGUGCUGAGCAGUCCCCACCGCAAAGAAAUCGAACUUUGAUCAGGGACCCCGCUCCUGCAAGCUGGUAGUGCCGAACAGGACCACAGCAGCGAUCAGCUUCCGGAUCAUUCCACCUCCUAUCCGCCAGUUCUCCCGCCCCUCAGCGGUGCUGCGACGUUUGCAACAGAAUCGUGCCGCAUGCGCAACGUGAACACAGAGACGCUAUUGGAUAGUGUGCGAGAGAAAUUGAGUGACUACGUGGCAUCGCAGUCGGGUUCUCCCAAGGCCUCGAUGAAACUCCGCGAAGAUGAAGACCCUGCGGACGAGCUCAUCCCCCAAAUAGAGGCGGACCUGCUUUCCGCGGCGCGGGAGUUUGAUCCGCAAACACAGCAGCUAAACGCCAGGUUGAGACACCUGGCGGCCUGCAGAGACCAGGAAGAACAAGUGUAGGAGCGGAUGCGGAUUAUUAUAGAUUUAUAACGUCGACGUCCACCACCUCUUACUUCUUGUCCCUCCUCUAGUUCUACUGAAGGUGCCUCCUUCUUCUACUUCUGGGCAACUAGUACAGUACAGUCUACCAAUCGACGCCAAGUGAACUUUCUUUUUGCAGUACCCGUGGAAUAGCUGCAUGAUCGCAGUUCCUUUUAUGGCUCAGUAAUGAUAAUGAACGUAAAGAUGCAGAAAAUCAUCGAAAAAUAAGCAGUGCACGAUUUACUACUAUACACCAGUUCUUGAUACUUAUAUUAAGCGUGUCAGUUAGUUUCUGUUUCUCUAAAGAGUUGCGUUUGUUUCAUGAUUCAUUGCAGCACCAGACCUUGUGGUCCCGACUUUUUUCUUGCAGCGAGCAGCGUAGACGGCUUUCGCCGCACGACACCAAGACCUAGGUUGUGUGGAGGCGCGUGUUUCUUUGCACUGAGACUGAAGGUGAAGUUGAGCCGAGGAGUUUUCGGAAUGAACCAACACGACAACGAAGAAACAGCAAGAGAUCACGGAAUGACGCUGAUUACCUCCUUCUAUGAGUAGUUUUCUUGUCCAAAAUCGAACACCACGAGAACGAGACAACUUCUUUGAACUGGUGGCCUACGAUCAGAAAAAAAGAAUCCAUCGUUGUGCCGUGCUAGGAAGAUCUUGCUGUCCACAGAAAAAUAAACCUGAAGCGAAGUAGAUCCAGAUGCCAAGAAGUUGUAGUGAAAUAAAUUGAUGACCGAUGAUCAAAAUUUCUAUACUUCUUCUCAGUGUAUAAGAGCACAAAAUCACAACGGAGGCUUGAUGAUCAGAAGUAACUCCGGAGAAAUGAUAUAUGAUUGUUAUACGGCGAAAAGCAAAAAUGUCACUAUCUUUUCGGGCGUGAAGGUGGCAGAUGAGAUGAUCAUAAAGAUACUCGUUCUGAGAUGACGAGGACGCCACUUGUGAUAGUAGCACUCGAACAAAUCGAAAAGUAUAG